Messenger RNA from Aspergillus tubingensis, 948 nucleotides. RefSeq names its product putative mitochondrial dicarboxylate carrier protein. Gene Ontology annotation, biological process: transmembrane transport. The record is from RefSeq and is a predicted model, not a curated record. Gene Ontology annotation, molecular function: oxoglutarate:malate antiporter activity. Lineage: Eukaryota; Fungi; Ascomycota; Eurotiomycetes; Eurotiales; Aspergillaceae. Bases 1 to 948 code for a protein of 315 amino acids. The transcript has 2 exons.
AUGGCCUCCCCCACCGCGGCCAAAGAGCCCCAGCCGGCCAUGGAUUUCCUCCAUCACCCUUACACCCGCGCUGCUCUUCCCUUCGUGAACGGUGGCCUCGCUGGCAUGACCGCCACGGUCGUGAUCCAGCCCAUCGACAUGAUCAAAGUCCGUCUGCAGCUCGCCGGUGAAGGUGUGCGCACCGGUCCUCGCCCAUCUGCCUUUGGCGUGGCCCGCGACAUUAUUGCCUCAGGCAAGGCCCUCGAUCUGUACACCGGUCUGUCAGCUGGACUUCUACGCCAGGCCGUCUACACCACCGCCCGCUUGGGAUUCUUCGACACCUUCAGCAAGACUCUCAACAAGCGUGCCGAAGCCGCCAACCGCAGCGUCACCUUCGCCGAACGUGCCGGAGCCGGUCUCGCUGCCGGAGGUAUUGCCGCCAUGAUUGGCAACCCGGCCGAUCUGGCGCUGGUGCGCAUGCAGUCCGACGGUCUCAAGCCUCCCGAGGCGCGGGCCAACUACCGCUCCGUCAUGGACGCGCUCUUCCGCAUCUCCAAGCACGAAGGUGUCCCGGCUCUGUGGGCGGGUGCUUUUCCCACCGUCAUCCGUGCCAUGGCACUCAACGUCGGCCAGUUGACCUUCUUUGCCGAGUCCAAGGCGCAGCUGAAGAAGCAUACUAGCCUGUCGACUCAGAACCAGACCUUUGCCGCGUCCGCUAUUGCGGGAUUCUUCGCCAGCUUCCUCUCCCUGCCUUUCGACUUUGUCAAGACCCGUCUGCAGAAGCAGCAGAAGGAUCCUAAGACCGGUCAACUUCCCUACAAGGGCGUCUUGGAUUGCGCGCGCAAGGUCGUCCAGGAGGAGGGCUGGUUGCGGUUCUACCGCGGCUUCGGAACGUACUAUGUGCGGAUCGCUCCUCAUGCGAUGGUGACGCUUAUCGUGGCCGAUUAUCUGAACUUGAUUACCAAGUAG